UGAGUGUCGCCUGUCCCCUCCCCUCAGGAGGAUGCCCCCAGAGCUGCCGCUGCUGCUGCUGGCGCUGGCGCUGCGCGGGGGGACAGAGACCCCCCCCGUACCGCGCCCGGGCCCCCGCUGCGGGGCGGCCACGCUGGAGACCGUCCUGGCUCGGCUGCGGGAGCUGGAGGGGCAAGUGAGAGCCCUGCAGGAACACUGCGGCCACAGCCAGGGGCCGCAGGCUGGCACCGGACAGACGCUGGCCCGGGAGCUCUGCACCCCCCAGGACGGGGACGGCUGCGACUGCCCCUCCCCACCCGUCCCUCCCCCGUCCCUCCCCCUCGAUGUCUCCCACCCUCCGCUGUCCCCUCCUGCCCCCCCCGUGCCUCCUGUCCCCUGUCCCCUGGGCUGCAGUGACCAGGGCCGGUGCCACCGCGGGCGCUGCCGCUGCUUCCCAGGCUUCACCGGCCCCGCCUGCGCCACGCCUUCCUGCCCCCCCGGGCGGGGCGGGCCCCGCUGCCACCUCGAGAUCCCCUCGGUGUCCCCACGCCUGGCCACCCGCAACCAGACCUCCUUCCGCGUCACCUGGCCCCGGCCCCCGGGGCCAGUGGAUGGCUACCAGGUGGCCCUCAUCCCCCUGGACGAGCCAGCAGCGAUGACCACCCAUGAGCUGCCUGGCUCUGCUGUCACCUUCGAGGUGGCAGGGCUGGCACCUGGCCAGGCCUUCGAGCUCUCUAUCCAGGCUCAGCGGGAGCAGCACCUUGGGGCGCCUGGCACCCUGCGCCUCCGCACCCUGCUUGCCCAGACUCUGCCCACCCGCGGCGGCUCUCCAGGGUCCUCUCAGGGCUCCCUGGGGUCCCCUGCGUCACCGCCGGCCCCAGCGUCACCACCAGCUCGAGGGUCACCAGCGUCCCCGAGGUCCCCAGUGCCACCAGGGUCCCCGGGCUCCCCGGCAUCACCAGUGUCACCGGAUGCCUCCUUGGGGUCCCCAGGCUCUGGGGGGUCUCUGCUGUCCCCAGCAUCUCCAAGGUUUCCAGCAUCCCCAGUAUCUCGAGGGUCCCCGGGGUCCCCGAGGUCCCCAGUGUCACCAGAGCCCCCAGCGGCCCCAGCAUUCCCAGAGUCCCCGGAGCCACCACUGUCCCCAAGGUCCCCAGAGGCAGCCACUCCUGCAGUGUCCCCAGAGUCACCUGGAUCUCCACGGUCCCCAGCAUCCCCCCAGUCCCCUGUGCCAUCUCCAUGGCCGCCGCUGUCCCCCCUGUCCCCUGUGCUCCCUGGCGUCCCAUCCCUGCAGGACCUGGGGGCUAAGCUCUCCUCCUACAACGGCUCCUUGCUGCAGCGCCUGGAGAGCCACCUCCGGGCUACCAAAUUCCCCCUGCGGGGCAACCAGACGGUGCCCGCCGUGGCCAGAGCCAUCCUCUCAUACCUGCUGCGCCGCAGCCCGGCCCCGCUACGCCAGCAGCUCCUCCGCCACCUCCCCCACCCCAAGCCUCACUCGGUGCCGGGGGCCAGCGGCGAGGCUCUGGUGGCCCUGGACGGGCUGCGGGGCCACGUGGAGGAUGUGGUGAUCCGGUACCGGCUCCUGGACGAGCCGCAGGGAGCUGAGGGGGAGCUGCAGGUGCCGGGGGACACGGCGGUGGCUCGGGUGCCGGGGCUGGUGCCGGGGGCCAUGUACCGGGUGGAGGUGCACGGCGUGGUGCGGGGGCGCAUCUCCAAGUCCUACACCUUCCUGGUGACGGCAGGGGGAGGUGGCACUGAGGAGCUGCCGCUGGACUGGCAGAAGGUGUAUGGAGAGGAGCUGGGCGAGCCCCAGGGGGCGCUGGCCAAAGCAGAACCAUCCCCCGAGCCAGAGGAGCCCCCGAGCCGGCCCCGCCUGGGUGAGCUCAGUGUGGCCCAGGUCACCCCUGGGUCGGUCCAGCUGGAGUGGAGUGUCCUGGAGGGCAGCUUUGACUCCUUCACAGUGCAGUACAGGGAUGCCCAGGGCCAGCCUCAAGCCCUGGCAGUGGAUGGUGGCUCCCGCAUGGUGACGGUGCCUGGGCUGGCCCCCUCCCGGCACUACAAGUUCCACCUGUACGGAGUGUGGGGCCGCAGGAGGGUUGGUCUCACCUCAACCGAGGCUAUCACAGCUCCAGCUCCAGAAGACGAGGAACCAACAUCCAAGCCAACCCUGGGCGAGCUGAGGGCCACUCACAUCACCCCCGAGUCCGUGCAGCUGGAGUGGAGCGUCCCCGAGGGCAGCUUUGACUCCUUCACGGUGCAGUACAGGGAUGGCCAAGGCCAGCCCCAGGUGCUGCCCGUGGACGGGGGUUCCCGCACGCUGACCGUGCCUGGCCUGUCCCCGUCCCGCCGCUACAAGUUCAACCUCUACGGGCUGUGGGGCCGCAAACGCCUGGGCCCCGUCUCCACCGACGCUGCCACAGCUCCAGAAGAUGAGGAACCAACACACAAGCCUACCCUGGGCGAGCUGAGGGCCACUCACAUCACCCCCGAGUCCGUGCAGCUGGAGUGGAGCGUCCCCGAGGGCAGCUUUGACUCCUUCACGGUGCAGUACAGGGAUGGCCAAGGCCAGCCCCAGGUGCUGCCCGUGGACGGGGGUUCCCGCACGCUGACCGUGCCUGGCCUGUCCCCGUCCCGCCGCUACAAGUUCAACCUCUAUGGGCUGUGGGGCCGCAAACGCCUGGGCCCCGUCUCCACCGACGCUGCCACAGCUCCAGCUCCACAAGAUGAGGAACCAACAUCCAAGCCAAUCCUGGGCGAGCUGAGGGCCACUCACAUCACCCCCGAGUCUGUGCAGCUGGAGUGGAGCGUCCCUGAGGGCAGCUUUGACUCCUUCACGGUGCAGUACAGGGAUGGCCAAGGCCAGCCCCAGGUGCUGCCCGUGGACGGGGGUUCCCGCACGCUGACCGUGCCUGGCCUGUCCCCGUCCCGCCGCUACAAGUUCAACCUCUACGGGCUGUGGGGCCGCAAACGCCUGGGCCCCGUCUCCACCGACGCUGCCACAGCUCCAGCUCCACAAGAUGAGGAACCAACACCCAAGCCUACCCUGGGCGAGCUGAGAGCCACUCACAUCACCCCGGAGUCUGUGCAGCUGGAGUGGAGCGUCCCCGAGGGCAGCUUUGACUCCUUCACGGUGCAGUACAGGGAUGGCCAAGGCCAGCCCCAGGUGCUGCCCGUGGACGGGGGUUCCCGCACGCUGACCGUGCCUGGCCUGUCCCCGUCCCGCCGCUACAAGUUCAACCUCUACGGGCUGUGGGGCCGCAAACGCCUGGGCCCCGUCUCCACCGACGCUGCCACAGCUCCAGAAGAUGAGGAACCAACACAGCAGCCAAUCCUGGGCGAGCUGAGGGCCACUCACAUCACCCCCGAGUCCGUGCAGCUGGAGUGGAGCGUCCCCGAGGGCAGCUUUGACUCCUUCACGGUGCAGUACAGGGAUGGCCAAGGCCAGCCCCAGGUGCUGCCCGUGGACGGGGGUUCCCGCACGCUGACCGUGCCUGGCCUGUCCCCGUCCCGCCGCUACAAGUUCAACCUCUACGGGCUGUGGGGCCGCAAACGCCUGGGCCCCAUCGCCACCGACGCUGCCACAGCUCCAGCUCCAGAAGAUGAGGAACCAACACAGCAGCCAAUCCUGGGCGAGCUGAGGGCCACUCACAUCACCCCCGAGUCUGUGCAGCUGGAGUGGAGCGUCCCCGAGGGCAGCUUUGACUCCUUCACGGUGCAGUACAGGGAUGGCCAAGGCCAGCCCCAGGUGCUGCCCGUGGACGGGGGUUCCCGCACGCUGACCGUGCCUGGCCUGUCCCCGUCCCGCCGCUACAAGUUCAACCUCUACGGGCUGUGGGGCCGCAAACGCCUGGGCCCUGUCUCCACCGACGCUGCCACAGCUCCAGCUCCAGAAGAUGAGGAACCAACACAGCAGCCAAUCCUGGGCGAGCUGAGGGCCACUCACAUCACCCCCGAGUCCGUGCAGCUGGAGUGGAGCGUCCCCGAGGGCAGCUUUGACUCCUUCACGGUGCAGUACAGGGAUGGCCAAGGCCAGCCCCAGGUGCUGCCCGUGGACGGGGGUUCCCGCACGCUGACCGUGCCUGGCCUGUCCCCGUCCCGCCGCUACAAGUUCAACCUCUACGGGCUGUGGGGCCGCAAACGCCUGGGCCCCGUCUCCACCGACGCUGCCACAGCUCCAGAAGAUGAGGAACCAACAUCCAAGCCAACCCUGGGCGAGCUGAGGGCCACUCACAUCACCCCCGAGUCCGUGCAGCUGGAGUGGAGCGUCCCCGAGGGCAGCUUUGACUCCUUCACGGUGCAGUACAGGGAUGGCCAAGGCCAGCCCCAGGUGCUGCCCGUGGACGGGGGUUCCCGCACGCUGACCGUGCCUGGCCUGUCCCCGUCCCGCCGCUACAAGUUCAACCUCUACGGGCUGUGGGGCCGCAAACGCCUGGGCCCCGUCUCCACCGACGCUGCCACAGCUCCAGCUCCAGAAGAUGAGGAACCAACACAGCAGCCAAUCCUGGGCGAGCUGAGGGCCACUCACAUCACACCUGAGUCUGUGCAGCUGGAGUGGAGCGUCCCCGAGGGCAGCUUUGACUCCUUCACGGUGCAGUACAGGGAUGGCCAAGGCCAGCCCCAGGUGCUGCCCGUGGACGGGGGUUCCCGCACGCUGACCGUGCCUGGCCUGUCCCCGUCCCGCCGCUACAAGUUCAACCUCUACGGGCUGUGGGGCCGCAAACGCCUGGGCCCCGUCUCCACCGACGCUGCCACAGCUCCAGCUCCAGAAGAUGAGGAACCAACACCCAAGCCUACCCUGGGCGAGCUGAGGGCCACUCACAUCACCCCCGAGUCCGUGCAGCUGGAGUGGAGUGUCCCCGAGGGCAGCUUUGACUCCUUCACGGUGCAGUACAGGGAUGGCCAAGGCCAGCCCCAGGUGCUGCCCGUGGACGGGGGUUCCCGCACGCUGACCGUGCCUGGCCUGUCCCCGUCCCGCCGCUACAAGUUCAACCUCUACGGGCUGUGGGGCCGCAAACGCCUGGGCCCCAUCUCCACCGACGCUGCCACAGCUCCAGCUCCAGAAGAUGAGGAACCAACAUCCAAGCCAACCCUGGGCGAGCUGAGGGCCACUCACAUCACCCCCGAGUCCGUGCAGCUGGAGUGGAGCGUCCCCGAGGGCAGCUUUGACUCCUUCACGGUGCAGUACAGGGAUGGCCAAGGCCAGCCCCAGGUGCUGCCCGUGGACGGGGGUUCCCGCACGCUGACCGUGCCUGGCCUGUCCCCGUCCCGCCGCUACAAGUUCAACCUCUACGGGCUGUGGGGCCGCAAACGCCUGGGCCCUGUCUCCACCGACGCUGCCACAGCUCCAGAAGAUGAGGAACCAACACAGCAGCCAAUCCUGGGCGAGCUGAGGGCCACUCACAUCACCCCGGAGUCUGUGCAGCUGGAGUGGAGCGUCCCCGAGGGCAGCUUUGACUCCUUCACGGUGCAGUACAGGGAUGGCCAAGGCCAGCCCCAGGUGCUGCCCGUGGACGGGGGUUCCCGCACGCUGACCGUGCCUGGCCUGUCCCCGUCCCGCCGCUACAAGUUCAACCUCUACGGGCUGUGGGGCCGCAAACGCCUGGGCCCUGUCUCCACCGAUGCUGCCACAGCUCCAGCUCCAGAAGAUGAGGAACCAACACAGCAGCCAAUCCUGGGCGAGCUGAGGGCCACUCACAUCACCCCCGAGUCCGUGCAGCUGGAGUGGAGCGUCCCCGAGGGCAGCUUUGACUCCUUCACGGUGCAGUACAGGGAUGGCCAAGGCCAGCCCCAGGUGCUGCCCGUGGACGGGGGUUCCCGCACGCUGACCGUGCCUGGCCUGUCCCCGUCCCGCCGCUACAAGUUCAACCUCUACGGGCUGUGGGGCCGCAAACGCCUGGGCCCCGUCUCCACCGACGCUGCCACAGCUCCAGCUCCAGAAGAUGAGGAACCAACACCCAAGCCUACCCUGGGCGAGCUGAGGGCCACUCACAUCACCCCUGAGUCCGUGCAGCUGGAGUGGAGCGUCCCCGAGGGCAGCUUUGACUCCUUCACGGUGCAGUACAGGGAUGGCCAAGGCCAGCCCCAGGUGCUGCCCGUGGACGGGGGUUCCCGCACGCUGACCGUGCCUGGCCUGUCCCCGUCCCGCCGCUACAAGUUCAACCUCUACGGGCUGUGGGGCCGCAAACGCCUGGGCCCCGUCUCCACCGACGCUGCCACAGCUCCAGAAGAUGAGGAACCAACAUCCAAGCCAACCCUGGGCGAGCUGAGGGCCACUCACAUCACCCCCGAGUCCGUGCAGCUGGAGUGGAGCGUCCCCGAGGGCAGCUUUGACUCCUUCACGGUGCAGUACAGGGAUGGCCAAGGCCAGCCCCAGGUGCUGCCCGUGGACGGGGGUUCCCGCACGCUGACCGUGCCUGGCCUGUCCCCGUCCCGCCGCUACAAGUUCAACCUCUACGGGCUGUGGGGCCGCAAACGCCUGGGCCCCGUCUCCACCGACGCUGCCACAGCUCCAGAAGAUGAGGAACCAACACAGCAGCCAAUCCUGGGCGAGCUGAGGGCCACUGACAUCACCCCCGAGUCUGUGCAGCUGGAGUGGAGCGUCCCCGAGGGCAGCUUUGACUCCUUCACGGUGCAGUACAGGGAUGGCCAAGGCCAGCCCCAGGUGCUGCCCGUGGACGGGGGUUCCCGCACGCUGACCGUGCCUGGCCUGUCCCCGUCCCGCCGCUACAAGUUCAACCUCUACGGGCUGUGGGGCCGCAAACGCCUGGGCCCCGUCUCCACCGACGCUGCCACAGCUCCAGCUCCAGAAGAUGAGGAACCAACACCCAAGCCUACCCUGGGCGAGCUGAGGGCCACUCACAUCACCCCGGAGUCUGUGCAGCUGGAGUGGAGCGUCCCCGAGGGCAGCUUUGACUCCUUCACGGUGCAGUACAGGGAUGGCCAAGGCCAGCCCCAGGUGCUGCCCGUGGACGGGGGUUCCCGCACGCUGACCGUGCCUGGCCUGUCCCCGUCCCGCCGCUACAAGUUCAACCUCUACGGGCUGUGGGGCCGCAAACGCCUGGGCCCCGUCUCCACCGACGCUGCCACAGCUCCAGCUCCAGAAGAUGAGGAACCAACAUCCAAGCCUACCCUGGGCGAGCUGAGGGCCACUCACAUCACCCCCGAGUCCGUGCAGCUGGAGUGGAGCGUCCCCGAGGGCAGCUUUGACUCCUUCACGGUGCAGUACAGGGAUGGCCAAGGCCAGCCCCAGGUGCUGCCCGUGGACGGGGGUUCCCGCACGCUGACCGUGCCUGGCCUGUCCCCGUCCCGCCGCUACAAGUUCAACCUCUAUGGGCUGUGGGGCCGCAAACAGCUGGGCCCUGUCUCCACCGACGCUGCCACAGCUCCAGCUCCAGAAGAUGAGGAACCAACAUCCAAGCCUACCCUGGGCGAGCUGAGGGCCACUCACAUCACCCCCGAGUCCGUGCAGCUGGAGUGGAGCGUCCCCGAGGGCAGCUUUGACUCCUUCACGGUGCAGUACAGGGAUGGCCAAGGCCAGCCCCAGGUGCUGCCCGUGGACGGGGGUUCCCGCACGCUGACCGUGCCUGGCCUGUCCCCGUCCCGCCGCUACAAGUUCAACCUCUACGGGCUGUGGGGCCGCAAACGCCUGGGCCCCGUCUCCACCGACGCUGCCACAGCUCCAGCUCCAGAAGAUGAGGAACCAACACAGCAGCCAAUCCUGGGCGAGCUGAGGGCCACUCACAUCACCCCGGAGUCCGUGCAGCUGGAGUGGAGCGUCCCCGAGGGCAGCUUUGACUCCUUCACGGUGCAGUACAGGGAUGGCCAAGGCCAGCCCCAGGUGCUGCCCGUGGACGGGGGUUCCCGCACGCUGACCGUGCCUGGCCUGUCCCCGUCCCGCCGCUACAAGUUCAACCUCUACGGGCUGUGGGGCCGCAAACGCCUGGGCCCUGUCUCCACCGACGCUGCCACAGGUGCCUCAGGGACGCUCUGGGUGGGCACCGUGUGGCCCCGCAGUGCCCUGCUGCAUUGGGUGCCCCCCAGUGUGCCCCCCAACGGCUAUGACCUCAUCUAUGGGCCCCCAGGAGGCCCCCAGAAGACGCUGAGGCUGCCCCCCGAGGCCACCUCGCAGCACCUAUGGGGCCUGGAGCCGUCAGGGCAUUAUGGGGUGCAGCUGUGGGGACGGGGGGGGGACACCCCCCCCACCCCAUUGGAGGUCACCUUUGUCACUCCUCCUCUGCCCCACCCCCACCCGCGGGACUGCGCCGAGGAGCAGCUCAAUGGUCCUGGCCCCUCCCGCCAGAGCCUCAUCUUCCUCGGGGGCGACCCCCACAGGCCCCUGACUGUCUUCUGUGACAUGGAGACCGACGGCGGUGGCUGGCUGGUGUUCCAGCGCCGCCAGGAUGGGAGCACCGAUUUCUGGCGGGGGUGGGAGGACUACGCCCGGGGCUUCGGCAACGUCAGUGGCGAGUUCUGGCUCGGGAACGAGGCCCUGCACGCCCUGACGGCCGAGACCCCCACGGAGCUACGCGUGGAGCUGCGCACCGCCGACGAGGAAGCCUUCGCCCGGUACCGAGACUUCGCCGUCGGCGGCCCCGAGGAGCACUUCAGGCUGAGCCUCGGCGCCUACCGCGGCACUGCCGGGGAUGCGCUCUCCUACCACGCCGGCAGCCCCUUCUCCACGCGGGACCGCGACCCCCACGGCCGCCCCCGGCCCUGCGCCGUCGCCUACACGGGAGCCUGGUGGUACCGGAACUGCCACUACGCCAACCUGAACGGCCGCUACGGGACCCCCACCCAGCACCAGGGCAUCACCUGGUUCCCCUGGAAAGGCUUUGGGGUCUCCCUGCCCUUCACGGAGCUGAAGCUGCGGCCACAGAGCCCCUGAGGGGGGGGGGGAGGCAGAGACUGGGGAGGGGGCGGCUGGGG
Molecule: messenger RNA, 8901 nt
Organism: Dryobates pubescens (Downy woodpecker)
Lineage: Eukaryota; Metazoa; Chordata; Aves; Piciformes; Picidae
Product: tenascin-X-like
Exons: 34
Coding region: 32-8860 (2942 amino acids)
Molecular function (GO): protein binding
Source: RefSeq, a predicted model, not a curated record